Molecule: messenger RNA, 3105 nt
Organism: Carassius gibelio (silver crucian carp)
Lineage: Eukaryota; Metazoa; Chordata; Actinopteri; Cypriniformes; Cyprinidae
Product: amine sulfotransferase
Exons: 7
Coding region: 1220-2143 (307 amino acids)
Biological process (GO): sulfation
Cellular component (GO): cytoplasm
Molecular function (GO): sulfotransferase activity
Source: RefSeq, a predicted model, not a curated record
UAUAAUUUUCAUUUUUGGGUGAACUAACCCUUUAAUUCUCGUAACAAAUAUAGAGUCAGUUAAUUUUGUCAUUAUUUAAAAGACUAAUUGGCUACCAAUUAUCAAAAAUAGUUCAUUUUGAGGCUUAGGAAUAAGGCUAAUUAACCCCUGAGUCAUGGUAAAUUGGGAUGUUGGACUUAGAUAAAUAGGCUAGCUGCUUAUUAAAUAACUUAUCAAAUUUUGAGUUUAGACCGCCAGUUCCGGGAGACUCAUUUUUAUAAUUAUAAUCUCUCCCAGUGAAUUUAAGAAAUAAAACAUUUGAGGCUUUAGCAUCAUAUUGUGACACAUAUGGUUUAGAGUAAAAGGUGGACAAAACUCUAAAAUCUCUUUAAGGUCCUUAUAUAUUUGAUGAAUAGCAUUUCAUGUAGCCUGAUUUUUUUUUUAGUCUAAAGAAGUUGGAGGUAUUCUUUUCAUCUUCCUCCAACCAUCUUUUCCUAGACCUUAUAAAGGCUGCUUCAGCCUUCUUCUUAUAGAUGUUGUCUAAUUUGCUUAGUAAUUCUGCCAUAUUUCUUUUAUCUAUAUCUGAAAAACUAUUAGUUUCCCUUUGUUUAGGAGUGAGGUAAUUCCAAAUAUAAUUUUAUCUUCCUGUUCUUUAUUAACUUUAGCAACAUAACUGCCAACAUGUCUUAAAUAUUUAGAAGCCUCAAAUUAAAAAAAAAGUUCCCAAUUAGUGCAAUAUAUUUUUUUCUGUAUUAGCCUUUAAAAAAAAACUUAAGGCAUGUAAUCUCUAUUUUUACUGAUUCGAUUUUCAGUUAAUAAUUAUUAAGUUUCCAAGAACAUGAUUUUGCUGGACUAUAAUAGGUGGAUAUCUGCAUAUUGAUAAACAUUUGCUUUGUGGUCAGAGGGGUUGGACAUAAGUAAAGUCAACAGAAAUAUUGUGUAAAUCAUGGCUGCCUCAAGUUCACACAAGUCACCUCUGGAUGCAUCCUUAAAAAAAAGGGGCGGAGAAAAAAUAAAUCCGGGGAUUUCAACCAUAGACAUAUCUGAACUGAACUUGGCUAGAUGUAAACUUUGAAUUUGAACAGUUCUUGAGCGACGACUGAUGACGUUUCACAAGUCCACAAUAACAAACAAUAACGCAUAUUGAGAAACGACUUCGAGGCGUUUAAAAAAGGGCACUACUACUCACUUGAACACCGCGCUUUCUGAACGUCGUGCCACGCGCCAGACGCUGCAAGAGAUGAGAAGCACGAGCAAAGAGGGUUUCAAUCACAGCAGUUGUGAGGCUUCUGAAUAUAAGCUGGUCCUUCAUAGGGACUUCCACUUGAUAUCUGGAAUCCACUCUCCUGAGGUGGUGGAUCAAAUUCAUAACUUUGAGAUUCAAGACUCUGAUGUCUUUGUCAUUACUUACCCUAAAUCAGGUACUAUUUGGUUGCAGCAAAUCCUCUGUCUGAUAGAGGUUAAGGGAGAUGCUACAGCGAUAAAUGAUCAGCUGAAUUCUGACCGUAUCCCAUGGAUGGAACUUUUAAAAUCUGAGAAACAGUUUGUUUCUGCCCCUUCCCCUAGGAUCCAUGUGUCUCAUCUACCAUACAGAUUCAUGCCACUUGGAUUGAAACAAAAGAAGGGCAAGGUCAUCUAUGUGGCCAGAAAUCCAAAGGAUGUUUUGGUGUCUUACUUCCAUUUUCACAACUUUGCCAAUAUGCUGGAGACCCCAAAAGACUUUGAAGACUUUUUUGAGAAAUUCAUGGAUGGAUAUGUUUUUGGCAAUUGCUGGUUUGAGCAUAUCAAGGGCUGGUGCUCCCAAAGUGAUGAGAUGAACUUUUUGUACAUUACAUAUGAGGAGAUGAUCAAGGACUUGCGGUCAGUGGUUGAGAGGAUUGUUUCAUUCUUGGGGACAAACUUGACACCACAGCAGCUGAAUGAUGUUGUUGAGCACAGUACCUUCAAAAAUAUGAAGACCAAUCCUCAGGCCAAUUACCAGCAUGUCCCUGCCCUCCUGCUGAACCACAAGCUGGGAGCCUUUCUGAGGAAAGGAACUGUUGGUGACUGGAAGAAUUACUUCACUGUGGCACAGAAUGAGAGAUUUGAUGAAGUUUACCAAGAGAAGAUGAAAUAUUUUCCUCUUUCUUUCAUCUGGGACAUGAGUGAUCUUGUCACACCAUGAUUUAUUCAGUCUCAUCCUGUGUACUCAGCAGGGUUAAAAAAAAAAAAAAAAAAAAAGCCUAAUCCUUCUCAGCCGUAAUAUUAACAGUACAACAAAUAUCUUAUUUGUUUACUGAAUUGUAUAAAUUGUCAAAACCGAAAUGAAAUGAAUCCCAAAUAUUUACAUAAUGACACACAUUAUACAUUUAAUGUUAAUCAGAAACUCUUUAGAAGAAGAAUUUUCAUCCGAUUUCUGAGAUUUCAUUUUUCUGAAUAAAAAAAAAAAUUUGAUUUAAUAAGCUAAAGCUUUUUGCUAAACUUAUUAAUUGCCUUUUACUGUAUAUAGACAGACUAUGAAUGAUUGCAGUUGAACUCAGGUUGUAAUACCUGCCAGGUCACAUCUCUGGGAAACAUCAGCCUAAUGUAAAUCUUGAGUAAAUGAAGCCAUUCAGCAGAAUAAGAGAAUGGUGUUUUAAUAAUAUGAAUUGUGACAAAUGACACUGGGCUUGACAGUUAUGGAUAAAUAUGCUGCAACACAGAUGGUAGUGACUGAAAAAAGUUUGUGUUUAGAACUGGUGAGCUGAAGUCCUGCUCCAUGAGGCUGUUUGGCAUCUAAAUCAGUCAUGUAAAGUGGAGAGUUAACACAAUUCAGUCUUCAUCACUGCCUAAAUCCAGUGGGUUGAAAUCAGGGUCAUCCUCCUCCAAGUCCAAAUCAUCCAUGUCUUGAAACAGUGACUCAUCUACUUCUACACUAUUCCCAACUAGAAGAAAAGAGCAGAAAAUGACAACUAUGAAGGACAAUCCAGCUUACGUUUCAAAAAGCAAAUGGCAUCCUAAUAUAACUUAGAAACACAUGAAUAAUAAUUAAGAGUGCUUACCGUCCUCCAGGAACUGGAUAUCUGAUGUGUCAAGAUUAUGGUCGGUCUCAAAGAGCUGUUUUCCUGUAACAUGAAAAAGUCAAUAAACAGAACAUAAGAAAAAGUG